AUGGCAACGCAUGCCAAGAUGCAAAUUCACGACAACGCCAUCUCAGCCUUCAAGGGCGCCGAUGACGAGAAUAUCUUUGAGCGAACCCUGAUCAGCUGGGAGUCACUGCCAACUUUGGCAAAGGAUGCCCUUACAGACGUUCAGUAUGAGAAGACCCAGGUUCCUUUUAACGACGCCAACUUUCAAGCUCAGAUGGACGCUGCGUAUCAGGAGAGGUUCUUUGCGGGCAUUCCAGAGGUGGCGGAUUGCGACCCGGUGGAAGACCGACCAUCUAAGGUUGAUACUCCGGAUGACCCUCCUGUGACUGCUACUACCUCUGCGCCAAAGACGGAACCCACUGGAGCAUAG
Messenger RNA from Colletotrichum phormii, 348 nucleotides. RefSeq lists its product as uncharacterized. The coding region runs from base 1 to 348 and encodes 115 amino acids. The transcript has a single exon. The record is from RefSeq and is a predicted model, not a curated record. Lineage: Eukaryota; Fungi; Ascomycota; Sordariomycetes; Glomerellales; Glomerellaceae.